AUGGAAAACAACAUGACAGUUUCUGGUGGUAUAAUAGAGAUCCAAGGCUUUGACAUAUCUCCAGAGUUCAUGUACCCGCUGUUUUUCUUACUGCUGUUUGUUUACUUUUGCCUGCUUUUCUCUAACUUUGGAGUACUCCUCCUUAUCAUCACCGAGAAGAGUCUGCACCAGCCCAUGUACAUUCUUUUUUGCAACCUGUCCGUCAACGAUGUGAUCGGUAACACCGUGCUUCUGCCUCAGCUGAUGGCUCACAUCGUUUCAACCGAGCGGUUCAUCACCUACAGCCAGUGUGUGGUUCAGGCCUUUUACAGCCACACGUUUGGAUCGGCUUCGCACAUGAUUCUCAUCAUAAUGGCAAUUGACAGAUAUGUGGCGAUAUGUCACCCCUUAAAGUACAGCUCAGUAAUGACCACUAAAACUGUGAUCGGGCUGUCAGCAGGUGCGUGGGGGCUGUCGGUGCUGCUCGUGUCUGUUCUCAUAGGGCUCACAGUGAGGUUGUCUCGGUGCAGAUCAGUCAUACUAAAUGCUUACUGUGACAACGCGUCUCUGUUCAAGCUUUCCUGUGAGGAUGUGUCCAUCAACAACAUCUAUGGACUCUUUUUCACUGUGCUGCUGUUCAGUUGCUCUAUGGGAAGCGUAGGCGUCACUUAUUUCCGAAUAGCUCUCAUCUGCUGGAUAAAGAAGAACAGAGAGCUGAAUAACAAAGCUCUACAGACGUGUGCAAGCCAUCUUGUUCUUUACCUCAUCAUGCUCUGGUCGGGGAUUUUCACAAUCAUAUUACAUCGUUUCCCAGAUUACCCGGAUUUAAGGAAGAUUGCAUCCAUUUUGUUUCAUGUAGUCCCUGCUAAUUUAAAUCCAGUCAUUUAUGGAAUGCAAACAAAGUCAUUACACAACAGAAUUAUUCACGUACUGAGAAGAAAAGUGACUCCAACAUAAUAUCUUCUGUCAUCUGUU
Scatophagus argus is the source of this 954-nucleotide messenger RNA. RefSeq names its product olfactory receptor 5B12-like. Bases 1 to 936 code for a protein of 311 amino acids. The transcript has a single exon. Gene Ontology annotation, molecular function: olfactory receptor activity; G protein-coupled receptor activity. NCBI's taxonomy places the organism in Eukaryota, Metazoa, Chordata, Actinopteri, Scatophagidae. Gene Ontology annotation, biological process: G protein-coupled receptor signaling pathway. The record is from RefSeq and is a predicted model, not a curated record. Gene Ontology annotation, cellular component: membrane.